UUCCAAUCCUCGUUUUCCCGCUUCCUCGUUCCGACUAUUUUACCGGCUGCGGUGACCUUUCUCGUUGGCGUUCCUUUUCCUUCUCGUUUCGACAAUGUGCAAUGCACACGCAGGCAACUCAUUUAACAUUCAUAUUCGACUUUUCGAACUUCGUGCAUGAUCAUGUCCGCGGUGGCAGGGACCCGUCGAGCCGUUGUCGCCGUCGGUGCAGUUGCAGCGUUCGGGAUUCUUCUGAUACUGCAGUAUGCUAUGAUGAUCGCCCUGUGGAUUCGCGCGUGGUCCCGAAGACUCAGACACCGGAUGAUGUACGUGCCACUGAACAGUGCAAAGGGUUACGCAGCCGUCGUCGCGCUCAAGGAAAGCACCGGACACAUAGUGGAUGUGCCCCCUAACGUUGCACUGGCUGUUCUGGAAAACACGGUCGAUAUGGACGAACUGGCCAAGGUGAUUGUGUGGUGCAUGGUGAUGGGUGUGCGGACUGUCACCGUCUACGACGUGAACGGAAUUACGUACAAGAACCUGAGCCAACUGCAAGAUGCCGUUCAAGGUGCGCUCUUGGAGUGCCGUUCUUCCAAGGACGCCGUAAUGUUUAUACAAGAGGAGAACCAGAACAUCUUGGAGCCUCAGACGAAGGAUUCCGCCCUAAGAGUAUAUGUCAUCACCGCCCAGCACGGCAAGGGCGGUUUGGCGUCCGCUAUGAGAGCCGUGUGCCAAGACUACGCCAUGGGAAGGAUUCAAGACAACCAGAUCACGCAGAAGAUGAUUGAGGAAGAACUACGCAGGCAGCAGAAAGGGAUGCCGGAACCUGAGGUUGUUCUUCGUUUCGGCAAUGAUGACGCCGUGAUGGGGUUCUUACCAUGGCAAAUUAACCAUAGCGAAAUGCUUGACAUCCUGAGCUUGAAGGGAGUCCUCGCCUCGGAGUUUGUUCAAGUAUUGGAGAAGUAUGGGAAAACGGAAAAGCGAUUCGGCAAAUAGCUUCACCUGGACAUUGGUGGUUCUAUAACCAUAAUGUUAGAUCCCCACAUGUGUAAAUAAAAUUAUCAUCCCGC
Messenger RNA from Ornithodoros turicata, 1049 nucleotides. Its product is annotated as dehydrodolichyl diphosphate synthase complex subunit Nus1-like. The record is from RefSeq and is a predicted model, not a curated record. The transcript has 5 exons. NCBI's taxonomy places the organism in Eukaryota, Metazoa, Arthropoda, Arachnida, Ixodida, Argasidae. Gene Ontology annotation, cellular component: endoplasmic reticulum membrane; dehydrodolichyl diphosphate synthase complex. Gene Ontology annotation, molecular function: ditrans,polycis-polyprenyl diphosphate synthase [(2E,6E)-farnesyl diphosphate specific] activity. The coding region runs from base 157 to 975 and encodes 272 amino acids.